AUGGCUUUCUGGGCGGGUUCAAACGUAGAACCAGCUUAUUCUUGGCCGGAACCUGCAGCAAAAACUGAAUUAAACGACGCGCCUGAAGAAAAUGUUAGUCCAACACGUAUGAAGUUGAACUCGGCCUUGAAUGCAUUGACUGCUUCGCCGGACUAUAGUCGUGUUGCGUUUGCUGCUCGUGAAGGGUUGAGAAUAUUAAACGUCAACGAAGAUGAUAGCAUGGAAGAGAUUGUUUUUAGAGUUAGACCUCUGCAUAAAUUUGGAUUGAAUGAUGUAAAAUGGGGUAAUGCUGCCACUCGACAGAAAGUAGCAGGCGCAGGCAAUACCGUAAACACUGGCAUCGUAAUAUGGGAUCUUGGCGGAUCAAAACCAAAGGUUGAGAGAAUCAUCACGGAACACACUCAAGUAGUCAAUAGAAUAUGUUUUAAUCCUACAAAUGGUCACUACCUUCUUAGUGCCUCACAUUCAUCAACUAUGAAGUUAUGGGAUUUAAGAGUACAUGAUCAAGCCUGCAUGACAUUCGAAGGUAGAUCGGACGCUGUACGUGACGUGCAAUUCAAUAAAUUAAAUUUCAACCAAUUUGCUGCUGCCUUCGAUACUGGGAUAAUUCAAAAAUGGGAUAUGAGAAGGCCAAACAUGUUUGAAAGAAGAAUCAACGCUCAUAUCGGUGCAGCUUUAGCAGUCGACUGGCAUCCGGAUGGGAAUCAUAUAGCCAGUUGCGGACGCGACAAGAAAAUUAAAAUAUGGAGCGACAAACUUGUGCAUUCAUUCUCGACCAUUCAAGGCGUCUCCCGCAUUCAGUGGAGGCCGGAUCAUCCCGACGAAAUUGCUUCCUGCGCGAUGAGCUCGGAUUGUAGGAUAUUUAUCUGGGAUGUGAGAAAGCCAUAUGUUGCGAGUUGCUUUUUUGAGGAACACGAAGAGACACCGACUGGUUUCUUAUGGAAAGACGCGGACAUCUUAUGGUCUUGUUCGAAAGACAAACUUUUUAUUCAACAAAAUAUCAGUGUGGCAUACCGCACUUCAAAGUUAAUGAACAAAAGUGCUGUUGGAUGGAACGUAUACGGCGGAAUGGCCUUUGCGCUAGUUAAGACUGCUACCGAAAACAAGCCUAACAUGGCACAUGGUGGGCUAUCACGGCGUGUAUCAAAGCCUCACUUGUCUGGUUUCGGUGAACGCGACAAGUUUCAUCAAAAAGCUGGAAUGUUUAAUUCAGCAUUUGACCACAAGGCAUUCAGAUAUCUUACCGAUAACUAUGAGCUUGAAGCGGACAAUAUUGCUGCUGCUUGCGAAAAGAACGCAAAGGCUGCAUUAGAUGUACAAAAAUAUAGGACAUCACAAACAUGGAAAAUGGUAGGGCUUCUAUUUGGACGGACAACGUCAACAAGAAUUGAAGAGAAUGAGAUUCGAGACAAUACCGAAAUACCCCGGUCAUCUGACUACUUUACUGCAAAAGAGACGCAUGAGGAAGGAAAAGAUGAAGUUAUAGGAGAGCAAAUACAGCCUCCCUCGCCUGACGCAACUACCGCGCAAAUCGAUACAAAGGAGGAUGAGAAUUUAAACGGCGGCGUUGCAUUCGACACUGAAACUGACAAGACAAUCGAUCUCUCACACGACGACUCCGCGUCAGAUUCAGAUGACGACUAUCAAAUUGAAAAAGAAAUUAUUCCAGAUGUGAAUCCUCCACCACCUCCAGUGAGCAAGGUCAAAAUGACUGCUGUUAUAAGGGCUUGGGAUCAUGAGCCUGUGAUACAAAGCGUCCUGGAUUAUUACGCAGAGCAGGCGGAUGUUCAGAUGUGUGUUGCAUUGGUGCUCGUGCUUGGCGACCGGAUAAACGUCAGUCGGGAACGCAAAGAACCAUGGUUUUGUGCGUAUAUUGAACUACUUCAGCGGUUUCAGCUUUGGACAGCGGCUGCGACUGUCAUUUCAUUAUGUGAUAUCCCGUCUAUAAGACAAAUGAACCAGGAGUCUACUACAAUAUACACGAAUUGUAAUAGUUGCGGAAAAGCCUUGACCUCAAAGAACGGGUUCUGGUCUUGUCAAAGAUGCCGCAAACUAUUGAGUUCUUGUUCUAUAUGUCAUACUACUGUUAAAGGCCUCUACGCAUGGUGUCAAGGUUGCAGUCACGGUGGACAUCUUCAAUGCUUGAAAGGCUGGUUUAAGGACAGGCCUGAAUGCCCAACUGGGUGCGGACAUAGAUGCGGUCCAAAAGUAACACGUACAUGA
Paraglomus occultum is the source of this 2223-nucleotide messenger RNA. Lineage: Eukaryota; Fungi; Glomeromycota; Glomeromycetes; Paraglomerales; Paraglomeraceae. The record is from the annotation of a GenBank genome assembly.